Prunus armeniaca (apricot) is the source of this 408-nucleotide messenger RNA. The record is from the annotation of a GenBank genome assembly. NCBI's taxonomy places the organism in Eukaryota, Viridiplantae, Streptophyta, Magnoliopsida, Rosales, Rosaceae.
AUGAAGCCACAAUCUAAAGGACGACUAAAUUCUAAUAAUAUUGAUCAAUCCUUUAGGCAGCAUGCUUCUGGUUCCUGUUACGACUUCACCAAGAUAUCAGAGGCACUACCUUCAGCCCAAAACUCCCUAAAUCAUGAGGCAGUUGAUCAUUGCAGAGGCUCCAUUGUUAUGCAGGACGAGAGUGCCUCAUGUGCUUAUGACUUUGGCGAGAUGUCCGAGGCACUGUCGAUCUGCCAGGACGAGGACAGAGAAUCCCUUGCAUUCCGUCAAACGCUCAUCAUAAAGCUCGGAAGGCAAGCCUUCUUGACAACAAAGGAAAAGAGAGAGCCUCUCAAGGUAAAGAAGCCCCCGGCAAAGCUUUUCAAUUUUAAGAGGACGCAACCAAUGUCCGUGAGAAAGUGCAGCUAA